Molecule: messenger RNA, 861 nt
Organism: Arachis ipaensis
Lineage: Eukaryota; Viridiplantae; Streptophyta; Magnoliopsida; Fabales; Fabaceae
Source: RefSeq, a predicted model, not a curated record
AUGGGGAAGUCCUGGAAAGAUACAAGGCUGAGGUUGUAUGAUGAUUACUACGAGCCAACAUUGUCGACUGAAGAAAAUAUUGAGAACCGUCCGCCGGGAAUUGAUCGAGAUCACUGGAGAUGGUACCUUGAUUAUCGUGCCAAACCUGAGACGAAGGUUUAUAAUUGGCUUGUAGAUUCCGAUGGCACAAUCAAGCUGGCUAAACUGAGUGUGAGGGAGGCUAUGGAACGGCCCAAUGGUAGAAGGAUCAUGCUUAGGUUCAACAAUGAAAAGCAGCCAGUUGGAGACGAAGCUGGCCUGUUGAGUGGCGUUCUUGAUACAAGGCUGAGGUUGUAUGAUGAUUACUACGAGGCAACAUUAUCGACUGAAGAAAAUAUCGAGAACCGUCUGCCGAGAAUUGAUCGAGAUCACUGGAGAUGGUACCUUGAUUAUCGCGCCAAACCUGAGACGAAGUUAGAACAAAAAGGAAGGAUAGUCGGUAGAGGGGAGUUAUGGAUCAAGGUUCACAAAAGAAGGGAUGGCUCUUAUAUUAAUGAUGAGGCAAGAGAAAUUGGUGUCUUCGGAAGAGAGAAACCGGGUAGAGUGCGUGGAGUGGGUUUUGGACCGACUCCUAGUCAACUCUUUGGUACAAAUUUGCAACCGUCAGUAAACAGAGUACAAGUAGAGGAGACGCAAAGGAAGCUGAAUGAACUACAGAUAGAACUGGAAGCCGAGAAGUUGAAAAGGAAGGCGAUGGAAGAUGAAGCAGCAGCAGACAAGAAAAAGAUAAAGGUAAUGGAUAGUGCUUUGAUUAAUCUUUUUCAACGGCAGGGUGAGGAGCUGCCACCAGAGAUUGCUGCAGGGAUGCUUUCAAUGGAAUGA